CUUCGUCUAUCUCGGCAUGGAGCAUGGUGUGUGAUAAAUCGAUUUAACCGACAAAAUAGUUAACACGUUUUUUUAACACAUUUACGUUAUAUUGCUUUAUUUUACGUGAAGUGAUCUUAUUUAUAAAUUUAAUUACUUAUUCUCUCGAGUCAAGAUGUUUGUCAAGAGUGUUAUUGUAGCGGUAUUUCUGUUAGGGGCGGCCUGGGCUCAGUUGGACGCUGACCAAGAACAAGCAGUGAACACAGCCUUAGAGAACCUGCCUCCGGAGCUCCAGGGCAAGGUGGACAAGACCCAACUCGAUGAGAUCAAGAACAAAUCUGCAGCAGCGUUUAAGGACAAGUGUACCAAGAAUGGAGGACCCGAUGCUUUUGGAAAUGCUGAGAAAGCGUUCAUAAACUUGAAAUCGUGCAUGGAGGGCCUGGUGGUGACGAGCGAGCUGGAAAAAGAAAUAGAGGCUGCUAAACCUAACGGCAAAAUGGACGAGGUCUUUAAGAAAUAUUGUGCCAAAAAGCCCCAGUUCAAGGACUGCUUCAAAGUGGCAGUGGAGGCCGCCAGACCGUGCUUCUCGAGCGACGAACAGAAGAACUUGAAGAUAGUGUACAACGUCACCGAACAGCUGGCCGAGUUCGUCUGCUUCAAGGAUGGCGACAGGAUCGCGCUGUUCAUCGCGGAGGGCGGCAUCGACUGCAUGCAGGCGCAGCAGGAGGCCAUCCAGAACUGCACCAACGAGUCCUUCGGUUCCAACGUGCAGCUCAACGCCAACAUCUCCGCCGAAUCCAUCCCCGAAAUCAGAUUUACUAAUAAGGAGUGCGGGCAGUUAACAGAGCUGCAGCACUGCGUGGUGCGCAAGCUGGAGACGUGCGAGCAGCCCACCACGGCCAACAUCGUGGAGUCGCUGUUCAAGUUCAUCCGCAAGGCCACGCCCUGCAAGGAAUUCACCGAACAGCAAGCUAGCCCUAGGAGUGGUACUGUUGAUGCUGCUACUGACAAAAACAAGCCUGGCUCGGCUAACGUGCUCGCUGUGACGUCACUCACUCUUGCAAUGGCGGCAGCUACUCUUCUGGUCUAACUAUCACCUUUAUUACUGGAAUACAUUACUUUAGUGUAGUAGGCUUGUCCAAAAGGUGGAAACAAGUAGGUAUAUUAUUCAAGAUGCGCCUAAACGGACCGCAUUGUCACGACUUAAAGCUAUAACAGACGGGCGUACCGGACCGCGAACUACGUCCGGUCCGAGCCCUGGUCCAUUAAGGACGCAGCUAUAAGUGAUAGUGAGAAAGAGACAUUUUGAUCGGACCAAUGUCGCGGUUUGGUACGCCCGUCUGUUACAGCUUUUAUAUGUGACCAGCAACAUAAUUAGUCCAAUAUUGCUGUGAAAUGUUGGUCGCUUACGCUCUGUGAAAGAGCUUCCAUUGCUUAUAGAACAACGACAUACAUAUCGUUACACAAUUUAAGUGUGCCAAUUGCAGACCCCUGCAUUUUAAAAAUCACUUAAAAAGUGCGAUUUAGCUGGUGAUUAAAAAUAGUUUAGUAAGUGUAGAUGGAUUAUACCAAUAUUCGCGCUGGCAGCCAACUGAAUUUCUACGUUUAAAACUAGAUACAUAGUACGUGAAACGUAUAGAGCGCUUUUUGCCUCAAUUGUUGCAAUAGUUUUGGAAGUAAUGUACCUAUAGUUAUAUUUUUUAGGGGUUAAACCGAGCUUAAAGCGUAGUAUGUACGUGGUAGUCAGUCUAAGGCUUAAGUAACAGCUCCUGUUUUAAAAUAGAAGUUGUACAACGGACCUGAGGUUCCUGAGACUAAUUUGUACAAAUGAUACAUGAAUACAUCGAAUGAUUUUUUUUAAAUGCCAAAAAAUGAAGUUAAGGCUAUUUCGGUUGUGAGUGUUGUGACAAAAAUGUGUACAUUCCAUUUGUUAUCUUAUUUAGUUUUGGUUUGUGGCAACUAUUGACAUUUCUCUUUAAAUCAUUGAUGUCCAGUAUAAACGUCCGAUCAAUAUUAAUACAUAUUUGUCUGUAAUGUGAGGAACAUUAUACAAUAUAUACUUAACUGUCCUUACUGUAAUGAAUGACGGCAUGUAACGUGGCUCGUUUUUUUUUCUAUUUUUUUUCAUCAUUUAUAGUGUUUGAAAUAGUCGUUAAGAGAUGUAUUUCUUAUAUUUUUUUAUUGAUUUACAUUGCCAUUUUUUAUAUUUAUUGUUGCGUCAAAUUGUUAAAAUAUUAUUUUUUAUAUUAUAUUUUAAGUAUAUUGCUCAAUUAGUUGGUUUAAGAAGUUCAUUAUUACCUUAUCUUUGGGUUGGUGCUUUAUUAACUGUCAUUUUAGUCGUAAAUCAGAAUAGUAGAAAAAUUGGUUGAAUCAUUUCGUGCAAUUUACUUGCAUAUACAUAUUAGUGACAUGUUACGCAUGUUACAGUUUCGCCUAUAUGUACCUACUUAUACCUAUUGUCAAUUAUAUCAUUAGACAGCUCACUAACGUAUCAUCGAAAUAACUUUAUCAGUGAAUAGUAUACAUGUAAAACUGAUAUGUGCUCGAUUUUGGAUUUAAGAAAGUACAUAACGUAAUGUAAUUCUCUUAAUAAAAUUCGCGCACAUGUAUCAGAUUUGGUGCGCAACGGAAUGGGUUGCCCAUAUUAUGUCGGUGAUAUACUGAGGUACUGGACUGGAGGAAUCAUGCUGUCACUAAAUGUUAUCAGUUAGGCUACGAAAGUCCACGAGACUUUAAGGUUUGUGAUACAUUUUUAAAGUAUUUAGUGUUGAAAGCCGAAAAUUUAUAAAAUAACACACUUAAGACUGAAAAUGAAAAACAAGGUGUCCGAUUUAUACUUUAAUUGCCUAAACAUGACAUUUUUAUCUUGUCCCAAAUAACCCAAUGUUACUCUUAGAGAAUUAUUUAUUUCACAUGAUACUUAUAAUGUUUAAAUAACGACCUACUUUAUUUUAUACGCUAUGUUUGUUCGGUUGUUAAUUUAGUUUCUGGGUAUACGUGUGAUAAAGUAGUUUUUAUGUGAUACCUGUAUUGUAGGUGAAAGUGAAAAUUCAGAAUAAAUAAAUGGGAUGGUUACAAUCAA
Cydia splendana is the source of this 3061-nucleotide messenger RNA. RefSeq names its product 27 kDa hemolymph protein-like. NCBI's taxonomy places the organism in Eukaryota, Metazoa, Arthropoda, Insecta, Lepidoptera, Tortricidae. Bases 155 to 1069 code for a protein of 304 amino acids. The record is from RefSeq and is a predicted model, not a curated record. The transcript is spliced from 8 exons.